UGCACCAAGCGCAUGCGCAAUGCCACCUUACGUGGCAUCGGCAGCAGUCACUGUUGCAGCGAAGUAUAUACAUUUUCUUCAUUUAGUGUAAACAUUUGUGGAAAUAUUAACUUUUGUUAUGGUUCAAAUACAUUUAACAUUACAACAAUAAAACAUGAAUCCACAAUACUUACAACAACAACAGCAACAGUCACAACAACCAUCUGGCUAUUUUCCUGGUCCUCCAACUUCAUCUCCAUAUGGAGAAGUAAAUUCUAACAUCGCUCCAAAUAUGUUAAAAGGAUCUCCUAUGAAUUCACAAACAUAUGCUUCUCAAAAACCAAUGCAAGGACCUCCUUUAAGUAAUUUACACCAGUCUCAAGUUCCAUAUUAUAUGAAUAAUAUACAAACAGAAGGAAACACUCAAUAUGAAUCAGCUACAAAUAAUCCACAUAUGACAACACCUUUGCCAAAUCAGAAUAAUAUAGUUAAUCAGAUGACGAAUAUGUCCUUAGGAGAUCAACAAAGACCACCAUCAGUGCAGAAUUAUCCUCCACCACCCUUACCUGGAAAAACUAGUCCAGUGGUAUCUACACCUUCAAAUAUUAAUGGUUUUAAUAAUGCAUUAGAUACAUCAGUAGCUGGUUCUACUGGACAGACUGAUCCUAGUGGAAAAGCAGGACAAGAUAUGCAGCAACAAAGACCAGCCUCAAAAAAUACCACACCACAGUCCAUGAGUCUUCCAUUUUCAGGGCAUUCCACAAUGUCUACUUCUGGUCAAUAUUAUUCUGGACAAACUUUAUCAUCCGAACAGAUGUUCAAUACUGGAUUGUCUUCUUCAAAUCAACAUCAAUCUGGACAAAUGAAUGUUACUGAUACAUCUCCUGGACAUUCAAACUUUCCAAGACCACCAGUGGGGCAAAGAUCUGCAACCCUACCGUUACAAGGACAGCAGAAUAUGUCUAGUUUACCUUUAUCUGGGCAACAAAAUCUUUCUAACCCACCAAUGCCAGGACAAGCAAACUUAUCUGGACCUCCAUUGUCCGGCCAACAAGGCCAUAGCAAUGCAUUUAUGCAAGGACCACCUGGACAGCACAACUUACCUGCCCCAUCUAUGUCAAAGCAAAAUUUAUCAGGCCCACCUUUACCAGGACAACCAUCUUUAUCUGGUUCUUCGCUUCCACCACCACCUUUACCGGGACAACAAUAUUCUUCUUUACAAGGGCAGCAAAAACCGGGUCAUUCUUACUCGGAAUCAAAUAUGCCCACGUCUAAUUUAUCCAGUUUACCACCAAUGAAUCAACAAAACGUACAUCCACCUCCCAUGUUGGGUCAACAAAGUGUUGCUCCACCCCCAUUAACAAAUCAACAAAGUUACAGCAGACCGCCAUUAUUAGGACAGCAGAAUUUAUCUGGUCCACAACUGCAACCCCCGUUAGGUGGUCAACAUGUAGGACAAAUGAUGAAUUCUGGUGCAAAUAUGCCACAAACAGGUCAGAAACAAUAUGCUUCUGGACCUCCAAUGCACGGUCAAACUAUGGGAAGUCCUCUAGGACUCAAUCGUAGUCCACCCGGCGCGAUGCCGGGCUACCAACAUACAGGAUAUCAAAGCUAUAAUAACGAUAUGUAUAAUGCCCAAAGAGGUGUGUAUCAAGGUGGUACACCGGGAGUUGCAGGUGGAUAUCAGCCGGGUAUUCAACCACAGCAAGCUAAACGUUUAGACCCUGAACAAAUGCCAAGCCCAAUUCAAGUAAUGCAAGAUGAUCAGCGUGUCAGAGGUGGUGUAUUUGUCACAAACCAAAAGGGACUGGUCCCGCCAUUAGUAACUACAAAAUAUGUGACGCAGGAUCAAGGAAAUGCGUCCCCUAGAUAUAUCAGAUCUACUAUGUAUACUGUUCCUACGACAGCAGAUAUUAUAAAACAAACGAAUGUUCCGUUUGGUCUAAUAAUAAGUCCAAUGGCUCGUGUUGCGGAAAGCGAGUACGAACCACCUAUUGUGGAUAUGGGUGAGAUUGGUCCAGUUCGUUGCGUACGAUGUAAAGCAUACAUGAGUCCAUUUAUGCAGUUCAUCGAUGCUGGCAGAAGAUUCCAAUGCAUGUUCUGUAAAGCAACAACGGAAGUUCCAUCGGAAUAUUUCCAACAUUUGGAUCACACUGGUCAACGCAUGGACCGCUAUGAGAGGCCGGAAUUAAUGUUAGGAACGUACGAGUAUGUUGCUACCCAGGAUUAUUGCAAGAACAAUACUUUCCCAAAAUCACCAGCUUUUGUAUUCGUGAUCGAUGUAUCAUACAACACAGUUAAGUCCGGUUUAAUCAAUCUCUUGUGUGCGCAAAUGAAAUCAAUUUUACGGCAUCUGCCUGUCGAUGCUGGUCAAACAAAAUCAAACAUGAAAGUAGGAUUUAUAACGUACAAUAAUACAGUGCAUUUUUACAAUAUUAACCCUUGCCUUGCUCAACCACAAAUGAUGGUUGUGGGAGAUGUACAAGAUGUAUUUAUGCCACUUCUUGAUGGAUUCUUAUGCGACGUUGAAGAAAGCGAAGCUGUUAUUGAUAGUUUAAUGACGCAGAUACCGACAAUGUUUGCGGAUACUCGAGAAACAGAAACAAUUCUCGCUCCUGCGAUACAAGCUGGAUUAGAAGCAUUAAAAGCUUCAGACUGUGCUGGAAAAUUAUUGGUUUUUCAUUCAUCUUUACCAAUCGCUGAAGCUCCCGGUAAACUGAAAAACCGUGAUGAUCGUAAAGUUCUUGGAACAGAGAAAGAAAAAACCGUGCUAGCACCACAAAAUAAUGUCUAUAAUAACUUAGGCCAAGAAUGUGUUGGCGCGGGAUGUUCUGUAGAUUUAUUUAUCUUUAAUAACUCGUACGUAGACGUUGCAACAAUAGGUCAAAUUUGCAGACUAACUGGUGGAGAAGUUUAUAAAUAUACAUAUUUCCAGGCUGAUAUAGACGGUGACCGCUUAAUUGCAGAUGUUAUUAAUAACAUUAGUAGACCAAUUGCAUUUGAUGCGAUUAUGCGUGUACGUACGUCUACUGGUGUUCGAGCAACUGACUUCUACGGACAUUUCUUUAUGUCCAAUACGACGGAUAUGGAAUUAGCUAGUAUAGAUUGCAAUAAGGCUGUUGCUGUAGAAGUAAAACAUGAUGAUAAAUUAACUGAUGAUGAAGGUGUAUAUAUUCAAGCAGCUUUGUUGUAUACUUCAUGCGGCGGAGUCAGAAGAUUGCGUAUCAUUAAUCUUAGUUUAAAAACUUCUUCUCAAAUGGCUGAAUUGUACCGAGCAUGCGACUUGGAUGCGAUCAUUAAUUACUUCUCCAAACAAAGUGUUUUCAAACUAAUUGAAUCGACUCCGAAAACUGUUAAAGACAACUUAGUUGCAAGAUGUGCAAAUAUGCUAGGCGCGUACCGGAAACAUUGCGCUUCUCCAUCCAGCGCAGGCCAAUUAAUAUUACCAGAAUGUAUGAAAUUGCUACCACUUUAUAUCAAUUCGUUAUUAAAGAAUGAUGCAAUAUCUGGAGGUGCUGAUAUGACUAUUGAUGAUAGAUCUUUUGUUAUGCAAGCAGUUGCAACUAUGCCCAUUUCAAUAUCCGUUGUAUAUAUUUAUCCAAGAUUACUUCCUUUACACGAUGUCGAUCCGCAAGAUACAGAAUUGCCCCAAAUGUUGCGCUGCUCCAUUGACAAGUUUACCGAUGACGGCGCGUACUUACUAGAAAACAGUGUCCACAUGUUCCUGUGGCUAGGCCUAGCACUCUCUCCGCAAUGGGUGCAGGCAGUAUUCGGUGUUCCAUCAGUAGUUCAAGUUGAUACAGAUCGUACCGCACUGCCAAUAUUAGAUACACCAUUGAAUAAACGAAUCACAGAUAUUGUCAAUCGUGUACGCGUGGAAAGGCAUCGGUGUAUGAGGUUAACUAUAGUGAGACAACGUGAAAAACUUGAAAUGGUUUUGCGUCAUUUCUUAAUCGAAGACAGAGGAAAUGAUGGAAGUCCAAGUUACGUCGAUUUUCUUUGCCACAUGCACAAAGAAAUAAGAACACUUCUUAGCCAAUAAUUGAAUCUUAAAGCAAUCAGUUACCUUGUGUUGGAAUUUUAGCAUGCUACAUGUUCGUGGCUAUUGAAAUGUAUAUCAAG
Osmia lignaria (orchard mason bee) is the source of this 4101-nucleotide messenger RNA. RefSeq names its product COPII coat complex component secretory 24CD (gene Sec24CD). Gene Ontology annotation, cellular component: endoplasmic reticulum exit site; COPII vesicle coat. Gene Ontology annotation, molecular function: SNARE binding; zinc ion binding. The record is from RefSeq and is a predicted model, not a curated record. Gene Ontology annotation, biological process: intracellular protein transport; endoplasmic reticulum to Golgi vesicle-mediated transport; COPII-coated vesicle cargo loading. NCBI's taxonomy places the organism in Eukaryota, Metazoa, Arthropoda, Insecta, Hymenoptera, Megachilidae.